Molecule: messenger RNA, 1680 nt
Organism: Fraxinus pennsylvanica
Lineage: Eukaryota; Viridiplantae; Streptophyta; Magnoliopsida; Lamiales; Oleaceae
Source: the annotation of a GenBank genome assembly
AUGUCGGCCCCCGCCACCCAUACGGAUCCCUCGAUUUGGCAUGCCACUGCCGGCGCUGCCGUCGAAAUCCCUACUGUCAAUUCCCGCGUCUACUACUUCCCACAAGGUCACCUGGAACACUCCUUCCCCGUCAAAAACAACAAUAUUUUGCUCAAAACCCAUUUGAUUUCCUGCCAAGUCCUCGCCGUUUCGUUACUUUCCGACGCUUCCUUUGACCAACCAUUCGCCAAACUCCGUCUCCUUCCCCUCCAGUCACGUGGGCAGCACGUGAUUACAGAGAAUGUUGAGAAAAGGGAAAUGGACGAAAGCGACGUGGUUUCGUUCGCGAAGAUUUUGACGCCGUCAGAUGCGAAUAACGGCGGGGGAUUCUCUGUUCCCAGAUUCUGCGCCGACUUGAUUUUUCCCCGGCUCGAUUUCUCGGCCGAACCGCCGGUUCAGAAUCUUGUUAUAAAUGACAGCCAGAACAAUGCAUGGGAGUUUCGGCACAUUUACCGAGGCACGCCGCGCCGCCAUUUGCUCACCACCGGCUGGAGCCGGUUCGUCAACAGCAAGCGGCUCGUUGCGGGAGAUACGGUGGUUUUUAUGCGGAAAACAUCGACCGGCGAAUUGUUUGUCGGGAUUAGGCGCGCGGUUCGGGAGAUUGUUAGCGUUUGGAGCUGUCCAGUGGCUAUGGAAAACUCGACAGUGAAAAAUGAGUACGGUAAUAAUUACAAUGUUGGUGAUGGGAAGGAGAGAGAGGUAAUAGAGGCAAUUGAGACGGCAGAGAAGGGGAUGGCGUUUGAGGUGGUGUAUUAUCCGAGAACGGGUAUUCCAGAUUUUGUAGUGAGCGCGGAGAAAGUGGAGGAUUCGCUUAGUUUCUGCUGGAGCGCAGGCAUGCGUGUCAAGAUGGCUGUGGAGACGGAGGAUUCCUCACGCACGACUUGGUUCCAGGGCACUAUUUUGUCCACGACUUCCUCCAGUGGGGUGCCGGGGGGCGAUUCUCCCUGGCGCAUGCUUGAGGUGAUGUGGGAUGAACAUCAAGUUCUGCAGAAUGUGAAGACAGUAAGCCCCUGGCAAGUUGAACUUGUUCUUCCCACACCACAGUUUCAUUCUGCACUUCCCCCUCUGAAAAAAUUCAAAGUCCAGCAAGCUUCAGGGAAGCUACCCGAUGGAGAGGGAGAGCUCUUCAGCCCUACUACAGAGUCAACUGACUUGAUGAUUGGACAAUUGAACUCAUCAACGUUCAGUUAUAAUUCAUAUCCUGCUGGCAUGCAGGGAGCCAGGCUAGAUCAGUUUUGUGCAUCCACUUUAUCUAACUCCCACAGUGAUAAUUCGCAUCAAAUGUCCACUAAUUUCAUGAAGAAUGGCACACAACCUGAGCUGAAAAUCUCCACAGAACUAAAUAUCGGAAGUUCGCGAGUGGAUAAUUUAUCACCUGAUAGUCAGAGCAGUGUGAACUUAUCUUCCACUGAGUUAGUUGGAAAACAGGGAUCUGUUUCUUCAAUCCAGUUGUUUGGAAAGAUCAUUUCUACAGUACAGCCUGUCGAAGAUUGUCCUGACAACAAUGUUAAUUGUGCUGAAGGUGAAAGAAAUGCCGUGUACUGUGAGAGUGAUGCUGUUAUUGACAAGCAAGAUCCUUCUUCUACAGACUCUAGUUCAGAAGAUGUUCUAUAUGAAUUAGUUGUUCUUGCUGACAAUUAA